Messenger RNA from Teleopsis dalmanni, 1467 nucleotides. RefSeq lists its product as uncharacterized. Gene Ontology annotation, molecular function: nucleic acid binding. The transcript has 4 exons. Bases 67 to 1467 code for a protein of 466 amino acids. NCBI's taxonomy places the organism in Eukaryota, Metazoa, Arthropoda, Insecta, Diptera, Diopsidae. The record is from RefSeq and is a predicted model, not a curated record.
AGCAAAUCAAACAAUUAACUGCAAAGAUACAAAACUAUUUUUAACUUCAGAUACUGCAGUGGGGAUAUGUAUUUUCUCAAAAAGAAGGGUAGCAUACCAAAUAAUGUUAACAGCAACCUUAAUCAGCUCAAUUCAUUGGAUUCGCCGCCAGCGGUGGAGGAGCAUGAAACUGCACAACUGGCGCACAAUAAUGCCAGCAACAAUAGCACCAAUGAACAGUAUUUGACUCAAGUGCUGGUGGUGAAUGACACGAAAAUUGAUGCACCAACACUGCCGGCAAACGUUGAACCAAUAGCACGAAUAGUUUCCAAUGGAAAUGAGAUCAGGUCGGUCAUUAUGGCGCAUUGCAACGUCACUGCACCGAUUGCACGUGAGGAAGAAGCAAAUUGUGUUUGUGCCACAGAAAAUAUCGAAAACGGUAACGUAGACAACGCGGUUAAGCGCAGUAAAUCGCGUGUUCGUAACUAUCUGAAGAAAUGUAAAGACCGUUUAACUGGUCACUGUAAUCAAUCAACAAAUCUGGAAUCGAUUACUGAAUCAAUACCAACAACUGUAACAACAACAACAGCUGCAAUAACAACUACAGCAACAACAACAACAAAUGCAACAGUCAACACAAUAACAGAUACAAUUACUGCAUAUUCUCCUCCUGUAGUCCAAGCACUUGGGACAAUAUGUGAAAGAUCUGUUGAGUGUUUAGCGGAGAUGAAUUUAACUUCAUUAGAUGCUGCUGAUGAGGAUGAAUGUUCCUAUGAUGAUAUUAACUUUAGUUUAACCUCAUCUAUCACAAUGACGGGUAAUGAAAUUAAUCCAGAUAAUUGUGAUAAUGUAACGCUAAGUGAAUUAAACUGUGACACUUCGAUUAGGGACGAACGAUUGGCGCGAAUGUUACAGCUGAAACCUAAUGUUAGCGAUUUAAUUGAUAAACAUCUGUCGCAUAUUUAUCCUGUUUAUUUUGAGUAUACACGCGAAGUUUUAAUACGUCAAGCCUGUGAUGUACUAAUUUCUUCCUUUGACGGCAAUCUUGAACAGUUUGAAGAAGAUUUCUUACUUAGGUACACAGAGAUUGCAUCCAAGCUCAAAGAAAAGCACACAAUUGGAGAGGCUGCUAUAUAUAUUUCUGGCCUAAUUGUCGCAGGUGACGAAUUAUGGAUUUAUGCGUAUGAGCCCGAAACAAAACAACAAUCGAUCGUGUGGUUCUUCGAAGACGAGCCAAAUCCAACGAAAGUUGUUCGUGGAAGAAGCACUUCGAAGCAAAUGGUCGCCUGUUUCUUCGGCAAAACUGGUCAUGUGGCGACUGUUCCGUUUGAACAACGAAGGACGGUCACUUCUGAGUGGUACACCACUUGCUUGCCUGAAGUCUUCGGAGAAAUUCGAAAAACGAACGAGAGAAGACAAAUUAUUGUUCACUAUGACAACGAAAACUCUCACACAUCGGCUCAAACCAGCGCCUUUUUGUCCGGCUAA